AUGGCGUUCUUUUCUGCAGUGUCCUCCUCGAUCGGCAAGAAACUUUUGCUGUUCGGUCUUCGGCAUAUCGAUAUCCUCGACAAAGAUCCGGCCGAGUUUGUUAGUGUCGAUGUCGGCAAGAAGACUACGCUCGAAGUGAGGGAUGUCGGGCUCCGUGUUAAGAAACUCAUAGCUCUUCUUCAUCUUACGCUGCCGCCGGAAGUCCACCUCUCCAGAGCUCGAGCCUCGCUUCUCCGCGUAACCUUCGUCCUCGACUUCGGUGUACCACAAAUUAUAAUCGAGAUAGACGGCAUUCAGGUCCAUGCUAGAUUGCAGGAAGCAGAUGCAAAUUUGAGCCCCCGCGGGAAAGAACCAUCCCCACCCCGGGCGCGGUCUCCGCUUCGCAGGCGGCCAUUGUCCCCUCCCCCACCCGCAGACAAUUUGAGCGAGUACUCGUCAGGGGACGAAGAGGAACAUAUUCCGACUGUAGAGGAUCUUGCGAAGUCUUUCAUCAGAGAAGAGCCGGAGGCCGAGAUUCGGGAGCUCGAGCAAGAAUUGGAGUCUCAGUCCGCAUAUCUACAAGAGUCGGUCUCUUCAAGCGAUGAUGGGGAUGAUGAGAGCACCGCAGGUAUGGGAGCUCCGUUGGCUCUUCCUGCAUAUCUUCGGAACAUUCUCAAUACAGCGCUGGAUCGUCUGAAAAUCAUCAUCAAUAACGUCGAUAUCGAAGUCCAGGAUCAGUUCCCCUCAGACGCCUCAAAUGCAUCCAAGGAAGACGACGAUCCCCAUGUGGCGCUGAAUUUUCAUGUCGGCCGCAUUGCCAUCGACUCAGUGACUGCUAGCCCCCGGGUAGAUAUCGAAACUCUCCCGAACCCGGAGCGAGGAUCGUCGUCGAAAAUCGGAAAGCGUCGAAUGCGAGUCGAGAACGUCUUUGCCCGACUGAUAUCGGAUGCAGACAAUUUUGUCUCAAUGUCGAGGAUCUCCAGGUCCACUUCUCCGGCAGACACUCGCUCUGAGGUCUCUUCAAGCCAGAAGAGCCAGAGUGAGCCAUCAAUUAGUCACGCAUCCGUCCGCCGUGAAUUCGAGUCUGCUCCUGUCCCAGAAGAUGACGUCGUAUCGCCCCAAGCUUCGAUACAUGAUCUUCCUUCGAUUCGUGAUCUGAGCCCAGUCGCAGACCCGCAACCCGAAGCGUCCUCUGUACAUAGGAUCCCGCUUGCCUCAUCUAUCCAUACCAUAGAUGAUGACAGAUUUGCAGAUGCUACUUCAGAUGAUGGUAUGGACCGCAGUGCGACGAUGGACGAAUCGCAGGCCUCCCUACCUGCUCCCGAUAUGAGUGCGAGUAGCAUACUGUACGACGAUGAAGGCCUCCUAGAUUACGCUGCGCAGAACAAUCUUCUCGAUUCUCGGGUUGAUGAUCCACAUAACAGUAGACAUUUCUCCGAGGAGGGCUCGAAUUUGUGGGGCAUGGAUGGCGCCAGUUCAAGUCGCCAAGAGAGGCACCCUCCUUCCCAAAGCGCAUCUGCAACCUCUCAGUUGCUCUCUGUGUCUGCGCUUGGACAGGAACCAGCGUCUGCAAUACCCAACGACAACUCACCGUCGCAAUCUAGGAUAUCAGAGCAUCCCUGGACAGACAACCUGGAUCACGCACGGCAUCAUCUCCAAGAGGAGCAUAGCCCGGAGCAAAGCACACGUAAUUCGUCUACUGGUCGUAGCAGCCAUUCUCGCCAGGAGGAAGAUCUCAGCGAAUCCAAAAUCUUCUCUCAUGAUGAUGCGGAAAGCAUGUACAUGAGUGCAUUGAGCGCUGCACCAUCCGACAGCAGCCAUCGCCCCGAUAUACCAGGGGGCUGGGAUUCUUCAUCAUCGGCAUCAAGCCGCGACACCGAGCCUGAUACGUCUGGUCCGAUCCCGGAAGCCAUGGUUGCCAGCAGCAUUCUGCGGCCUCAAGCGGAGGCUGACGAUGGCUGUGAAACGCCACGUCCUGGAAGUCGACAAAGCAUGUUCUCCUCCCCGCAUGAAACUGGUCGAGCAUCCGCACCGGACCAUGUCAAGCGCUCUCUAGGGUCAGAAGAUAAACUCCCUCUGAGGCUCGCCAAGCUUUUCUUAACCGUGGACGAAAUAACCGUGUGGUUCCCGCUAGGACUCGGCGAAGAGCAACCGCGAGAUGAAACUACUGGGCCGACCCCUGAAGAGUCUGGGUUUGAUUUUAGACCUCCGAAUCUGGCGGAUGAUUCAAUUUUUCAAGAAAUGCCCGGCGCUUUCUCCAGUUAUGCGCACUCGACGUCGCUGAGGAAAGCUUCCCUUGAAGAAGCCGCGCGAAGGCGUCCGAACCUACGAUCCCCCCCGGUGGAGAAACUCAUGUCUACGCCUCCUAAACCUACCUCCCAAGAACAGUCCGCAGCCGUUAGCAUUGAAGUUGGCACAGUUGUUAGCCACAUCGACCUUGCAACGGGACGGAUUAUGUUCCAGAUGCUCAACCGAGCUUUAACGGCCCUGACUAGCCAGGUUACCCAAGGAAAGGAGUCUGUAGAGACACGGGAUGCCUCGGUAGGAAGCAAGACUCGAUUUAACUUUGAGCUUUCGGUUAAGCGCUUCGGUAUCGCUUGGUUUCAGCGGCUUUUUGCCGAAUCCAUAGCGGAAGGCACGGCAUCUUAUACCGCGCUUGAUCCGAGCUCGCACGACUCUAUCCUUAGAAUUGGUCUCUCCUCAAUUCAUGUGGCAAGCCAAAGCGGACCAGAAAAAACCCGCACCAAGCUAGAGAUCGGGAAGUUUGUACUCUCCUCUCUCGAUCAGGAUAUCAUUGCUUUCCAGAGCCCGCGCCCAAAGUCCCGGAGAACUGUCGGCAACGCCCCAGAGCAAUUAAUGAAUGACGUGGAGAUCGAUUAUGAGCAAGCAAAGGACCGUCGUAUCACUGUCGUCACACGCCCCGUCAAGGUCAUGUUCGACAUGCAGAAACUUGACGAAGCACUGGGUUCUUUCGGAGGAUUCAGCGGUGUCCUGGAGUUGAGCAAUUCCAUUACUUCGAACACGAUGAACAGCCCGGUGCUCUCACCCACGCCGCCUCGGCCUCGCGGCGUGCAUUUCAGAGACACACCAGCACCUGUCCCUCAGGCUAGUCAAUCCAGCCUCCCGAAGAUCCAUGUUCAGUUCGGCGAAGUUACGUUCGUGCUCAAGGGAAAGAGCUGUGCCAUGCAACUCCAGACAACGUCGGUCCGCUUGGCGGUUCGAGAAAGCAAUUUACGCCUGAAAGUGUCAGAGGUGCAACUUUCUGGGCCAUACGUAGAGCAGUCUCAGAUCGAAGCUCCCCUCAUGAUCGAAGUCAAAAAUACGACCGUGAACUUCCUUUUCACACCAGAGGAAGUAGACUUAACGAGGCUUAUCUCCAUGAUCACCCCUUCCAAGGACCCGUACGAGAACGACGAGGACAUACUCAUCGAUACUCUACUUCGUCAACGCCGAAAAGGAUCUGUUUUUCGCGCAGAAGUGGGUAGUGUUGGAGUGCGCGUCUCUGACAUCGCGCAGUUGAAGACACUAGAAGCACUGGGUGCGGAGCUCGCAAAGCUGUCCAAAGUCACAAAGUAUCUGCCGGAUGAUGAUCGCCCUGGCAUCCUUACCCUUGCGAUGGUACAGCAACUCGACGUCAGCGCAAUGAUCAAUGAACGGUUGGGAGAUGUGUCCGCCUCGGUCAAAGAUGCAUCGAUCGCGCAUGUGGGCGUCCCGGCACUCUUCGCGGCUGAAGUUGGGAAAGCUGCCGUCCACCGAGGUGAUGAGGUUUUGGUUCACGAAGUCGUUAGGCUACGUGCGCAGGAUCAGCUACCCAUGAUCAUGAUGCGGAUCAUUGGGGAUGAAAUGGAACCUGUGGUCAAGGCGAAGCUCUUCAAUCUUUGCACGGAGUAUCGCGUUUCGACGAUAAUGGCUGCGCUGGGCAUCUCCGACGAUGGCACCGUUGAUGACAUUGCCCUUGGCCUCGCGUCUUCCGUCGCCACAAUUACAGGAGCGUCGUCACCGAAGAGCCUGAGCAGGCAGAGCUCUGCAUCGGCUUCCCCGUCAUCAAAUAGCGCGAAACCUCUGCACAUCGACCUCCUCCUCAGAAGCUGUGCACUUGGGCUGAAUCCUCGAAAGUUCCCUGCGAAAGGCCUCUUUGUCCUCACCGACGCGCAUUUUCUAGGAAAGCAAUCCAAGAGGAUGGAUUAUUCGAUUGAGGUCGAACUUCGUAAAGCCUCCAUCCAUGCUAUCGACGAUGUUGCGCGACUUGAGGAGAAACGACAGUCAAUUUUGCCUUCGUCCGGUACCACGCCCUCACAUCGACAUCUGCAAGAGCUACAUGAGCUCGGGUACGUGUCUCUCAGCUCCAUAUCCGCGGCGAAGGUGCUGGUUAGCAUUCAAGGAGAUGGGAAAGAUCAGCCUCAGCUAGUGGACGUGGAGUUUAAAAACGAGCUCUUCGUUCUUGAGUCCUGCGCAGAUUCGACCCAAACUCUUAUUGCGGUCUUGAAUGGGCUACAACCACCAACCCCACCGUCGACGGCCGAGCGGUAUCGGACUAUAGUUCCAUUGCAGCAGAUGAUGCAGUCUUUCUCGGGAGAUGCCAUUUCCGCACCGGAGGGUGGGGAGGAUGACAAUUUCAUGGAGAACGCCGACCUUGUUCCGGAUGAAGUGCCGACGAACCUUGAGUUUGUAGGCAGUUUCUACAAUCAAGAGUCGCUUCCGACCGAAGAGGAACUCGGAGACAGCAUGCUCGGCGAGGACGACCUUGGAGCUUUAGCAACGCCGCCGGUCAUACGUCAGCGCGGCGACCGAGGCCUCUUGGAGAGCUUCCAGGAGCAGUACGAAGUUGCUGAGGGCGAGCAGGAGUUCGACUUUAAUGAGGACUACUUCAAGGACUCAGACUCCGAACACAAAGGCAAGGCUCGGAAAUGGGACUCAACAAAGAAUCAGUACCACCUCACCAACGAGUUCAAGGUGCCAAAUGCUCCUCUCAAGGUCCGUAUUCGCGAUAUGAACAUUAUAUGGAACCUCUUCGACGGCUAUGACUGGCCGCGAACGCGCAGCAUUAUCGCUCAAGCCGUUGAUGACGUGGAAGCCCGGGCCGAGGAGCGACGACGGAAGCCUCGAGAAGAAGAUGAAGACGACGAUUUUGUUGAGGAAGAUUUCCUCUUCAACUCCGUCUGGAUAGGUGUUCCUAUCAAGGACGAGAAAGGCGCACUUGCACGACAGAUCAACCGGGAUAUCGACGACCAGGUGAGCGAAACUGGGAGUUAUGCUACGUCGACGGCCACUCGAUCCACUGGCGCCACAGUUCGACCUCGUAGCAUAACGAAGUCUAGACGGCGGUUGAAAUUAGAACGCAGCAAGCACAAAAAAAUUGCCUUUCAGCUAAUGGGCGUUGCUGUGGAUCUCGUGGUUUAUCCUCCUGAUACGGGCGAGACGGUCAACUCUGUUGAUGUCAGGGUUCAGGAUUUCGAGAUCUAUGACCAUGUUCCUAGCUCGACCUGGAAGAAGUUCGUCACAUGUCUCAUCGAGCCCAGCCAGCGCGAGAUGAACCGUCCCAUGAUCGACCUCGAGCUCCUGACGGUAAAGCCGGUCACGGAUCUGGCUGCGUCUGAACUAGUGAUUAGGGUAACCGUCCUCCCUCUUCGUCUGCAUGUGGAUCAGGAUGCGCUCGACUUCAUUACGCGCUUCUUCGAAUUCAAGGACGACACCGCCCUAGACAGUUCCACGCCGUCUGAGCAACCAUUCAUUCAGCGUCUUGAGGUGAACGCUGUGACACUCAAGCUUGACUACAAGCCCAAGAGGGUUGAUUAUCGCGGCCUGCGCUCGGGCCACACGACUGAAUUCAUGAACUUCUUGAUCUUGGAUGGUUCAGACAUUAUCCUUCGCCAUGCCAUUGUCUACGGUAUCACCUCAUUCGAUAAGCUUCAUAAGACAUUGAACGAUGUCUGGAUGCCCGACGUCAAGCGCAAUCAGCUACCCGGCGUUCUGUCUGGCCUUGCAGCUGUUCGGCCACUCGUCAACGUGGGUUCUGGCGUCCGCGAUCUCGUCGUGGUCCCCAUGCGCGAAUACAAGAAAGACGGUCGGAUAGUCCGUAGCCUCCAGAAAGGCGUCUAUGCCUUUGCCACAAACACCACGUCUGAAGUUGCGCGUCUGGGCGCUAAAGUCGCCAUUGGAGCACAGAAUAUCCUAGAAGGAGCAGAGAAGUUCCUCAAUCCGGAUCAAGCAUCACCUGGCCGUGGAUCUUCUAUCGGCCACCACGACUGGGAUGGCGAAGAUCCCUCAUGCUCGGAUUCUGAAGAGCCCCGCGCUGUAUCGAACUAUGCACACCAGCCCAUUGGCGUGCGUGUCGGUCUUCGGAGCGCUGCACGCUCUCUGGAACGGGAUCUGCUCACUGCCCGCGACGCGGUAAUAGCAAUACCGUCGGAGGUUAUGGAGACGGGUACGGGUGCCGGCAUGGCGAAGGCUAUUGCUCGGAGGGCACCUACGAUUAUUCUGAGACCGGCUAUCGGAACUACAAAGGCCGUUUCAAACGCCCUGUUGGGCGUCGGUAAUGCCUUGGAUGCGCAGAGUCGGCGGAAGAUUGACGACAAAUACAAGUCGUACUAG
This is a messenger RNA of Trematosphaeria pertusa, 6570 nucleotides long. RefSeq lists its product as uncharacterized. Gene Ontology annotation, cellular component: phagophore assembly site; extrinsic component of membrane. Gene Ontology annotation, biological process: piecemeal microautophagy of the nucleus; reticulophagy; autophagosome assembly. The coding region runs from base 1 to 6570 and encodes 2189 amino acids. Gene Ontology annotation, molecular function: phosphatidylinositol-3-phosphate binding. The transcript has 3 exons. Lineage: Eukaryota; Fungi; Ascomycota; Dothideomycetes; Pleosporales; Trematosphaeriaceae. The record is from RefSeq and is a predicted model, not a curated record.